CUCGGAUCAAAACCGCGUGCCGCGGAUCCGGCACAAGACGGACAACGACCAUCCAUCGUGUCAGGUCGCUAAUCACCGAUACAUUACUGAUGCACCAACCAGCUUGGCCAGCAAUAUUGGCACCCUCGUUUCAUCGGUCGACUUUGAACAAUGCACCCUCAAACGUUUACUGCUAUCAAAUAGUGGUCUUAUACCCAAUGCAUGCGGAAUGCUCGUUCUUCUUUGGCCUCUAUCGGGAAUGCUGCGUUUGCUUUGGUACAUAUUCGGAAUAACCCAUUGCUGUCCGGCUCUACUGUAUCAGGCGGCGAUGUGCCUCUUCCAGGCACUCCCAGACAGCACGACAAGUUGGCAUGAAGACUCGAUAAGAGCAGUACAAGCUGUGAAACGAUAUAGCACGCAGUUUCUUGCGCUUCUCCCUGGCUUCUACGCAGCUUCCUUCCAACUGCCAGCAAAGCGUGCUUCUCGACAUUAAGGUGCCACCCCAUCAGUUCUCCGAUAUCCGAAGUUCUCGCCCUGAUGGCACUAGCUCACAGUCGUGCUUCGAGCGCUAACACGUCCAGCCAGCAUGCUCCCCGGCUCGUAAAUCUGGCUCAAUCCCCAGGGAGAGAAGUCCUCACAACUUCAAUCUAUGCACAUCGCUUCUCUACAUGCUAAUGGACCCCCAGAUAGCUGAUAUCCGAACAUACCAAUAUGUAGUCAUCGCCGCCACGUGCUGGGUCGUGUACGACGCGUUUCUCACGUUGGAAGAAGAGGUGAAGCAUGUUUGGACUCGGAGGAUCACCUUGCCGAGAGUGAUGUUUGUGCUCCUGCGAGUCCUAGGCGUUGGGAUUCUUGGGGCUAUGUCCUACUUGACCACCAGACCACUAUCUGCUACAGUAAGGCCUCCGAUCAUUGAUAGAUGUUGCCUGAUGUUGCCUUCAGGGGUGCAAGAUCUAUACGUAUAUACACGUCUACAAUAGCAUCGCGAUGGCAGCACCAGGCGAUUGUCUCUUACUUUGAAUACUCAUCCUGCCGUAAACAGUCCGAUAUGCGCUGGUAGUCUUCACCCUCGUCGUUUGGCUAGCAGGGGCAGCAAUCGUCACCACCCAAACAUACGAAACCAUCUACUUCAUUGUUCCGGGUGCACCUGGUUGUUGGCCCAGACUUACACAGGUCGAGGGGAACAUCAUGGUCGUCCUCUUGAUGAUCCCCGCCAGCUUUAGCUUUCAAAUGCUUCUAGUCCUGCUUACGACGUACAACCCCCACACGCUAAAAGGCGUCCGAAAACAUGCCCUGAACCCGGUUCUUCGCGUCAUCCGGAAAGAACUACUGCUUAAUACCGUGGGCUGGCUGACUUUGACCGCGCUGAAUGGGGCGUUUGCUACGGUGUAUGCGAACAGUCCACUGGCGUCAGCGGGGCUUCCUCUCCUUGUUGCAUCUCAAGCUGUUGGUUACGGCCGGUUAUACCUGCACCUCAAGUCAAGACCAUGGGACACGAACUCGCGUUUUGAGAGUGAUGCACAACAACACCCGACGGACAACACCACAGCCGUAGUAGACCCAGGCGCAACGACAACAUGGACAACUGCGCGGUCCACGCACGUCCCUCAAUCGCAUACUCGACAUCGAGUCACACGCGCGAGCGUCGAGGACGAGAGCGAACGGGAGGCAGCGGAGGUGCUUGCGAGUAUUGACGAAGACUCGGAGGACGAGUCGGAGACCCGAAGAUGAUGAGAGGUGUUAUGUACGGGGGCACGGCGUACAGCGUACAGCGUGAACUGAACUCCGCUCUGAGCGCCAACGCAAGUUUGACUUUUAUCUGCAUGUUAAUCUUCCUCAAUCUUAUAAUCUUAUGUGCUCACUAAUCC
This is a messenger RNA of Dacryopinax primogenitus, 1847 nucleotides long. RefSeq lists its product as uncharacterized. Lineage: Eukaryota; Fungi; Basidiomycota; Dacrymycetes; Dacrymycetales; Dacrymycetaceae. The transcript is spliced from 15 exons. The coding region runs from base 1168 to 1710 and encodes 180 amino acids. The record is from RefSeq and is a predicted model, not a curated record.